This is a messenger RNA of Hydractinia symbiolongicarpus, 1785 nucleotides long. Its product is annotated as S-adenosylmethionine synthase-like. The record is from RefSeq and is a predicted model, not a curated record. Gene Ontology annotation, cellular component: cytosol. The transcript is spliced from 8 exons. Bases 168 to 1346 code for a protein of 392 amino acids. Gene Ontology annotation, molecular function: methionine adenosyltransferase activity; ATP binding. Gene Ontology annotation, biological process: S-adenosylmethionine biosynthetic process. NCBI's taxonomy places the organism in Eukaryota, Metazoa, Cnidaria, Hydrozoa, Anthoathecata, Hydractiniidae.
UUUUCAGAAAAACCAUCCCGCUAGCCUGCUGUGUUGGUCAUCUAAGACAGCAGAUGUAAAUUGAAGGAUAGCAUAUGGUAUAUAUAAGAGUUUUAAGAGGAAACAGUUAUAAACUUAAAUUUAGCUGCUAUUUUUUUUAUUUUAAAUAAGACUUUCUGUGAAUCAAAAUGGAAAUGGCAGCGGACACUGAAGAACUUACUACUGAUCACACUUUUUUGUUUACGUCGGAAUCGGUGGGUAUGGGUCAUCCAGAUAAAUUAUGCGACCAAGUUUCAGAUGCAAUUCUUGAUGCUCAUUUAUCACAAGACCCAGAUGCGAAAGUCGCCUGUGAAACCCUUGCAAAAACUGGUAUGGUUCUGGUAGCAGGGGAAAUUAGUUCAAACGCUGUUAUAGAUUAUCAACAGAUUGUCCGUGACACUGUUAAAGCGAUCGGAUAUGAUGACUCAUCAAAAGGUUUUGAUUACAAGACGAUGAAUGUUCUAGUUGCAGUUGAGCAGCAAGCCCAUGAGAUUGCAAAGGCUGUCCAUGUCGGCAUCGAAGAAGAAGAUAUAGGUGCUGGCGACCAAGGUCUUAUGUUCGGCUACGCUACAGACGAAACUAAGGAACUCAUGCCAUUGACCUGUGUGCUAGCUCAUAAACUUAACGAAAAAUUAGCAGAAAAUAGAAGAAACGGAACCAUGCCAUACUUAAGGCCUGACUCCAAAACUCAAGUCACUGUCGAAUAUGGUUUGGAACAUGGUGCAUGUAUUCCACGAAGAGUACACACCAUUGUGAUCUCUACGCAACAUUCUGAAGAUGUCACCAAUGAAAUAUUAAGAAAAGACUUGAAGGAAAAAGUUGUGAAAGCUGUUAUUGAAGAGAAGUAUUUAGACGACAAAACCAUCUAUCAUCUCCAACCUUCAGGAAGCUUUCUGAUUGGUGGACCAAUGGGCGAUUGUGGUUUAACGGGAAGAAAGAUCAUUGUGGAUACAUAUGGCGGUUGGGGUGCACAUGGUGGUGGUGCGUUCUCAGGAAAGGACUUCUCAAAGGUGGACAGAUCGGCUGCGUACGCCGCUCGGUGGGUAGCCAAGUCCCUUGUAGCAGCUGGCUUGGCACGAAGGUGUCUUAUACAAGUUUCAUAUGCCAUCGGUGUUGCCAAGCCGCUCUCUGUCUCGGUGCUUACUUACGGUACUGGCAAGAAAAGUGACAGUGAAAUUUUGGAGAUAGUCAAUAAGAACUUCGACCUCAGGCCGGGAGUUAUAGUGCGGGAGUUGGAUCUAAAGAAACCUAUAUACCAAAGCACCAGCACAUAUGGACACUUUAAACCCGGAUUCAGUUGGGAAGUUCCGAAGAAGCUAGUCAUGUAAAUAGGUUUCUGAUAAAAUUAUGUAAAUCGAAAGCACAUAUAUAUAUCAUAGACAUGUAUACAUAGGAAAUUGGAUUUUGAUAAUAAAUAUGUAGAUCACUGCAGGUCUAAACUAGCCUUUCUGUGGUUAAGGUCAUAAAGCUAGAUUCGCACUGCUUCAGUAUAAGACAAGAUGAUCCAUGUCGAUUAAUGUUUCAGACGCCACAAAACUUUUGAAUUUUUUCAUCACUUCUUUAAACAGAAUGGUGUAAGACACUAAAAUGGAAAAUUAGGUCCGUUCGCAGCUUAUUUUGUCUAAUUACUGCUGAAUUUUCAAGUUUUUUUUGUUGUUGUGACAGCGUACAUUAUAAGGAGAAUGAGUGGGGUGAUAUUUUUAUAUGUUGAUUCACGUGUAGUUAGUUCCUAAUCCUUCAAUUUUAAUGAAUUAUAUUUCGUAGGAA